Molecule: messenger RNA, 1193 nt
Organism: Haliaeetus leucocephalus (bald eagle)
Lineage: Eukaryota; Metazoa; Chordata; Aves; Accipitriformes; Accipitridae
Gene: CAVIN2
Product: serum deprivation response
Exons: 2
Coding region: 6-1193 (395 amino acids)
Cellular component (GO): caveola; cytoplasm
Molecular function (GO): protein kinase C binding
Source: RefSeq, a predicted model, not a curated record
CAGCGAUGGGGGAGGCGGCGGGAGGUAGCGCGGUGCCUCCGCUCCCGCCGUCGUCGGAGGCGACGGGGGGGCAGGUGAACGCCCUGACCGUCCUGGCCUUACUGGAGAAACUGGUCUCGAUGCUGGAGGCGGUGGAAGGGCAACAGAGGCAGAUGGAGCAAAGGCAGCGGGGUUUGGAAGGGGCGGUGAGGGGUAUUCAGGGAGACCUGGGGAAACUGUGCCGCAGCCACGGGGCGACGGGGGAAGCGGUGGAGAAGCUGCUGGAGAAGUCGCGGAAGGUGUGCGCCCACACCCGCGCCGUGCGGGAGCGGCUGGAGAGGCAAUGCGACCAGGUGCGACGCCUGGAGCAGCAUCACGCGCAGCUGCUCCGGCGGGACCGCUUCAAGGUGCUCAUCUUCCAGGAGGAAAAUGAGAUCCCUGCCAGUGUUUUUGCAAAAGAGCCUAUUCCCAGCAUUACAGAAGGAAAAGAGGAAUCUGUGGAUGAGAACAAAACACUGGAAGAAACCUUGCACACAGUGGAGUUGGGUUCAGAUGAUGAAAUGUUUCACGAAGAUGAUGAUGUGGAUGACAGUGCAGAGGAGAAAACAGAAGAAUCAAGAGCUGAGAAAAUCAAAAGAUCCAGCCUCAAGAAGGUAGACAGCCUCAAGAAAGCAUUUUCCCGCCAAAACAUCGAGAAGAAGAUGAACAAGAUCAGCACAAAGAUUGUCUCACCCGAACGGAGAGAAAAGAUCAAGAAAUCGCUUACUGUACAUCAUCAGAAAUCCUCUUCUUCAAAGAGUCCAGCUUUCAAAGUAUCUCCCCUCACGUUCAAUGUGAAGAAAGUCCGUGAAGGAGAAAGCCCUGCUGAAGCUGAGGACAGGCCAACAGAAACCACAAGCAACGACCAAGCUGAGAAUGAGGAUGAAAUGUCAUUCGCCGACAUGCACUCAGAUAUGACACCUACCACCUCGCUGACCGAGGAAGGCAAAGCAGUAGCCGAUUCUCUAGAGAAGGAAGCCAGAAUGGAAGGGAACGCCAUGAACAACAACAUUGAGCUGUCCAUUGUUGAAGAUGAUGAGGAGUAUGGAAUGCCUCUAGAAGUUUCUAGCCAGAAACUGUAUGAUGAAAGGAACAACCCAGUCGGCAGGGAAAUGGAACAAUCUGAUGAAGAAACAGCCCAAGCAGCUGUCCUGCAGAUAGACCAAACAGCAUAA